AUGUGGGGCUCUGGGACUCUAGAGAAAGGGAGGGAGGGAAAGGAGCUGGGUAAGAACAAGGACGAGACAGCCAUCAAGAUCCAGGCCUGGUGGCGGGGGACCCUCGUGCGACGGACGCUGCUGCACGCGGCCCUCUGCGCCUGGAUCAUCCAGUGCUGGUGGCGGGUGGCUCACAUGCGGUUAUUGGAUCGACGUCGCAGGACAGUGCUACAGCUCUACACGAGGCGGGAGUGGGCCGUGGUGAAGCUUCAGGCCAUGGUGCGCAUGUGGCGUGUGCGGCGGCGCUACCUGAGGGCUCGGGCUGCUGCUCGCCUGAUCCAGAUCCGCUGGCGCAACUGCCUGACCCGUGGUCUCAUGCGUGGCCGCUACCAGAUCACAGCCAGCGGCCUGGCGAUGGACAUGCAGGUCUUAAUUGCCUAGGGCCUGCUCCUCCCUCCCAAUAAAGGAUUUUGCUGGGUCUGCUCUGACCUCUUCCCUCCUCAGCUGCAGGCAAUGCUCAGCAAGCCCAGGCCUUGGGGUCUCUCUGCCUGCACGCUUCCCUGUCCUGGUUUGGGUGCCAGGCU
This is a messenger RNA of Dromiciops gliroides (monito del monte), 563 nucleotides long. RefSeq names its product IQ domain-containing protein F6-like. The record is from RefSeq and is a predicted model, not a curated record. Lineage: Eukaryota; Metazoa; Chordata; Mammalia; Microbiotheria; Microbiotheriidae. Gene Ontology annotation, molecular function: calmodulin binding. The transcript has 2 exons. Bases 1 to 420 code for a protein of 139 amino acids.